Messenger RNA from Effrenium voratum, 1371 nucleotides. Lineage: Eukaryota; Dinophyceae; Suessiales; Symbiodiniaceae. The record is from the annotation of a GenBank genome assembly.
AUGGGCGGCACCUGGGACUUGUUCAAGUAUCCCGGCAUCCGCUCAGACUCUGACAUGUACACGCUUGGCUAUUCCUUCAAGCCGUGGCGCGACGCCGAGGCAAUUGCCGACGGCCCGUCCAUUCUGAAAUACCUGGAGGAGACGGCGGCUGAAAACGGCAUCGACAAGAAGAUCCGUUACAACCACAUGGUGAAGAAUGCCGCCUGGUCCACUGCCGAUGCGCAAUGGACGCUGGACGUUGAACGCGACGGCGAGAUGAUCCAGAUGAGCUGCAACUUCCUGUUCAUGUGCAGCGGCUAUUACAGCUACAAGGAAGGCUAUACGCCGGACUUCGCUGGUGUUGAUGACUUCAAAGGCCGUUUUGUUCACCCGCAAAAGUGGACUGACGACAUUGUCUACAAAGACAAAAACGUGGUGGUGAUCGGGUCGGGGGCGACAGCCGUAACACUCAUCCCGGAGAUGGCUGGUGAAGCAAAACAUGUCACCAUGCUGCAGCGUUCGCCAACCUAUAUGGCGGCGCGUCCUUCACAGGAUGCGAUUGCCAACUUCCUACGUCGCAACCUACCGGCAAAACUCGCCUACGGGAUAACACGCUGGAAGAAUGUGCUUCUGGGCAUGUAUUUCUUCAAUCUCUGCAAGAGAGCACCUGGGAAGGUCAAACAGCUGCUGCUUAACCAGGUCCGUGAGGCGCUUGGGCCCAAUUAUGACGUGGAGAAGCACUUCACACCAAAAUACAAUCCGUGGGACCAACGUCUCUGCCUCGUUCCCAAUGGCGACAUGUUUGACGCCAUCAAUGCAGGCACGGCAUCUGUUGUGACGGACACGAUUGAGACGUUUACCGAAACCGGUAUCAAGCUUUCGUCUGGCGAAGAAUUGGAAGCUGAUCUCGUGGUGUCUGCAACGGGCCUCAAACUCGAAGUGCUGGGUGGCAUGACGGUGAGCGUUGACGGCAAGCCUGUGAACUUUGCCAACACGAUCAGUUAUAAAGGCAUCAUGUAUUCCAACGUGCCAAACCUUGCCUCGUCGUUUGGCUACACCAAUGCAUCGUGGACGCUCAAAUGUGAUCUCACAUGUGGCUAUGUUGCCCGUCUGAUCAAUCAUAUGGAUAAGACAGGCACGCAGCAAUGUAUGCCAGUGCUGGCAGAUGACAGCAUGGAAGAAGAACCUUGGCUGAACCUCUCCUCAGGCUAUAUCCAGCGCGCUCAGGGCAUUCUUCCAAAGCAGGGUGCACAUGCCCCAUGGAAACAACACCAGAACUAUGCACUUGAUAUUGUGACGCUUGGCUACGGCAAGGUGGAAGAUGGCACGAUGACAUUUUCCCGUGCGACAGGGUCGGCUGCAAAACAGGAAGCAGCAAAAGAAGCUGCUUAA